GCCCGAGUUGUUAGAACUUAGAACUCUUGAUCAACAUGGAAAAGGUACUCUUGGUUUAUUCUCUUCUCUUUUCUUUCGCAAUUAUGACAUGCUCAGCCACUACUUACACUGUUGGAGAUAGCUCUGGCUGGGACAUUAGCACAAAUCUUGAUACAUGGAUUGCAGAUAAAAAUUUCAAAGUAGGGGAUGCUCUUGUUUUCCAAUAUUCAUCAAGCCAAAGUGUGGAAGAGGUUACAAAAGAAAACUUUGACACAUGCAACACCACCAAUGUUUUAGCAACUUAUGGGAGUGGGAACACAACAGUGCCAUUGACAAGAGCUGGGGACAGGUAUUAUGUAUCUGGAAACAAAUUGUAUUGCCUUGGAGGGAUGAAGCUUCAUGUUCACGUAGAAGGCGAUGACAAAUCACUAGCACCAACUAUAGCACCUAAGGCUGUGGCUGGAACAGAUCAAAACACUUCCACACUUCCGCAGUCUCCUUCUUCAAAGAAAAACACACACUUUUCGGCAGGAGCUGCGAAUUGUGCAAGGGAUGCAAUUCAGUUAGUUUAUAUUGCUCUCGUGGCUGCCGUAUAUGGGAUGAUGAAGAUUUGAGCAUAAAAGUACUAUAAUUACCGAGACAGCUUUGAAACUUUCUGUUUUGAAUAUAUUAUUUUCAUAUUUUGUUAUAUUAAUUGGAGAGAAAAAAAAAAUGACAGUUUUGCUUGGUUUGGAAGAGUCAUAUACAGCAUACGUUGUACAUGAUUGUUGAACACAUUUAAAUUGGACAUGCAAAUUCAUGUUUUUAUCUGAGUAA
Messenger RNA from Glycine soja, 795 nucleotides. RefSeq names its product stellacyanin-like. The coding region runs from base 36 to 593 and encodes 185 amino acids. Gene Ontology annotation, cellular component: plasma membrane. The transcript has 2 exons. The record is from RefSeq and is a predicted model, not a curated record. NCBI's taxonomy places the organism in Eukaryota, Viridiplantae, Streptophyta, Magnoliopsida, Fabales, Fabaceae. Gene Ontology annotation, molecular function: electron transfer activity.